AAUUAAUUAACAAACUAUCAGAAAUCCAUAUUUGACAAUUUUUAAUCGAUAAAUAAAGGAUUCAUUAAAAUUGUAACUUAUUUAUAAAUUAAGAAAAAUGGUCAUUAAAUAUUUGAUCGCAAUUAUCAUUUGCAUUAAUUACGGCCAACUAUUGGCACAAUACCAAUACUUGGGCGUUAAGCAAGUGAACCAAAUGGAGGCGCCGAGUCUUGAGUCGGCCGGAUAUGGGAUACCAAUGAGUAAUAACAUAGACGACGGCGAGACGGGAGGGCCCAGAAUGCGAUCUCUUGGACAACGACGACAACAACAACAGCGACCACAACAGCGAUCAAUGGACGACGGCUUCGGUGAGUAUAAGAAAGACUGCGGGUGGAGAGAUGUGCCGCACAUGAGAAGUCUGGAUCCGCCCAAGACUUGUAAGAAAAAGCUUCAGUUCAGGAGUUUAGACGCGAAUCUCGUGACGCCAAACAUAAAGAUGAUUAACCGUAAGAAAGAGGAGUCCGAGUGUAAAAUCGUCCGACGCGUCGGUUUGAAGCCAACGGAUGUCAAGUCUAUGGAAAAGGAUCUCAAACCCAAUCGCAAAGAAACGAUCGAGACCUACACCGAGGUAUACGUCGUGACCAGCAUUAAGACCAUAACGAAGACCAGACGCCGUGUGUUUAUGCAGAAGCGAAAGAUUGUUAACCAGCGUAUGAAUCGUCCGAUUAUGAUAAUCAGACGGAAGAUCAUUAAAGAGAGACAAGUGUUUGAGAGGAUUGUUCCCAAAGUGAUCGAAACGCGAGAAAUCAUUCACAAACCGACCGUCGAGUCGAAGAUAGUUGAGGGACCCAUAUAUGAGAUCGAUAGAGAACAGCACGUGAGGGCACGUAUGUUAGAGCCCACUCCUCCCUGUCCUGAAGUCGAGUUCGACCCCAACGUCGAGACCCUCGAGAGUGUGGACGCGGACGCCGCCUCCGGCGGACAAAACAAUGGUUACCUUCAGAAAUGAGUUUAUGACAUGUCUUGUGUUAUAUUCCUG
This is a messenger RNA of Medioppia subpectinata, 1018 nucleotides long. The record is from the annotation of a GenBank genome assembly. NCBI's taxonomy places the organism in Eukaryota, Metazoa, Arthropoda, Arachnida, Sarcoptiformes, Oppiidae.